Molecule: messenger RNA, 1689 nt
Organism: Pseudo-nitzschia multistriata
Lineage: Eukaryota; Bacillariophyta; Bacillariophyceae; Bacillariales; Bacillariaceae
Source: the annotation of a GenBank genome assembly
CAUAYRGUACAUACCGGUGCAUGUCUUGGACUGAGGCCAGAAGGGAAACCAAUCUCGUUGUAUUMAGAUUGUGCCAUUCGAAAGCAUGGAAGAUACGGUGGCAAAACAAUCCUCGGCAGCAACGUCUAGCUCCACSUCUUCCGAGACGUGGAACGUGGCUGUGAAGAAUAGGGGSCCAUUUGACGAUCGCCGAGGAUCCCYUAGAGAGGGGGGCUGGUGGAUUGAUUUGGAUGAAGCAAAGAAGCUCGGUAUGGAUGAAGAAUGGUGGACCGAAACCGAGGAACCUACAAAGAGUCCGGUGGCUUUACCCAAAGCAAGCCCAACGAUCUAUCAUAGCUGGGGCAAUGUGAAAUAUCGGCCGAAAGGACCSAUCUGGCUUUCCGAAAGCGGAACCAUGUACCUUGGACCAUGGGCCGAGGUGCGACAAGGACCGGGAGGAAGAACUGUGCGUGUGGCAAAAGGAAUAGGUAUAUCGUGCCAAAAAAAUGGCCAAUGCCACAUUGGAGAGUACCGGGAUGGCUUAUUCCAUGGAUGGGGUCGCUCUUUUUGGCUGAAAAAUUCUUUGGUUUGGAAACGAAACAUCAACGAGGAAGAGAAGCAAAUCAUGGAGACGCGAGUUGUUGUGACCGGUGACGGUCAGAAAACCGAGGAAUUAGUGGGAUUGCCYUACGAAUACCACGGCACCUUUCGCUYAGGUUCGAAACAUGGCAUUGCAGGAAAAGURGUUUUGAAAGAUUUGACAACGCGGGUUGGAUCAUGGGUAGACGACAUCGCUGUUCUUCGCAAAUGGUAUCGCAUUCGUCAAGACCUGGACCCUGUCUUAGAAGAGUAUCAAGCAGACUGGUGGAAACAUCAUGUGAAAUYGGACUGUGUUCCAAUCGAUUCWCCGCAAUCGCGGUAUAUAGCAAGUAAGACAAGGAAAAAUGCAAAACAKGAACUACCUUCUCCCUCGGUGCUUUCGCGGCGAAAACGUUCAYGUCGAGCCCCAAAYCGCAAAAAACAUAAGAGCUCGAAAACGAGAAAAUGUGGUGAGGAAUCCCAUAUAGGCACGGAGACAGACCAUCGAGGCGAGGAUGAAACCGACAACCAUCCCAGAAGCGAAUACAAUCAGGAUGCAGAAUUCAAGCAAGAAAAUUCUCUUGGCGCCGGCACGGAGGUCAUUGACGUGGAUGCCUUGGACCCGGAUGGCUUAGUUCCCGAUGAACCUCCUUCCUCCUUAAUGCCCGAGCGAAYAAYCUCCRCGGUCGGCAAUAGCAACAGGCAUCUCUCGUCGCAGGUCUUUCCCGAUGCCUACCUAUCCGAGGCCGAGGAAAGCAACUUUCCGCUCCACACCGCCGUCAAGUUUGGUGACGAAGACUUUGUCGACGAAGAGCUGGAAAAAAUCGCAACGGGGACGGGCCCCGAGGGGAGUCCCAUCGGAUCGGAUAGGAGCUACGAUUCUGCCCGGCUCAAUGCAGUCGACUCGAAGGGACGCACGGCUCUCGAUCUAGCCGCGCUGACGGGCCAGGUGGGACUGAUCAAAAAACUGCGCAGGGCCAAGGGGAUCAGCUUCUCGUUCAAGCCGGGUCCCCGCAUGAUGAUCCUUGCUAAGAAACGCUCGAAAGACGUGGYGAAGUACUUAGAGCAGGUUCACGAGACAGUGGAAUAACUCCACUUCGCGCAAUGACCUDCGAGUAUACAUGAAUUGCA